This is a messenger RNA of Trichoplusia ni (cabbage looper), 4586 nucleotides long. It is a transcript of the gene Naglu, whose product is annotated as alpha-N-acetylglucosaminidase. The record is from RefSeq and is a predicted model, not a curated record. Lineage: Eukaryota; Metazoa; Arthropoda; Insecta; Lepidoptera; Noctuidae. The transcript has a single exon. Bases 2017 to 4431 code for a protein of 804 amino acids.
CCGCCGAGCGCUCAAAAUCCGUGACGAUAACUAUACCUAAAGUAUGAAGUAAGAUGGGUCGAUGACAUAGUAAAGGUCUCGGGUCUGUCUGUCAGUCUUUAUGUGGCUGGCACAGGACCGUAGAAAUUGGCACGAGAAAGCCUAUGCUCAGCAGUAGGAGGACAAAGGCUGUGGAUGAUUAUGAUGAAAACAUGAGGCCUCCAUAAACAGUAAACACAUGCGUGUUUAUCGGGAUAGCCCGAAGAGUUUCGGAUGGAAUGGAGUCCUUAACUCGUAGACUCGAGACUCAAGAUUCGCGGCCAGCGCCGCGCAUAUCGCGGCAGCCGUCUCCGGUUAAGGUCGGAAGUAUCAGUCUAUCCCGUUAAAUACGUGUGCGUAAAUUUUCAUUUAAAAAAUAAUAUCCUACGGACCGAUUUCGACUGUGGCGACUAGUGUUACUGGACGUCAGCCAACUGUACAAGACAUAAUACUGUACAACCAUGUGCCCAAACACAUGUGUACUCUCACAGGGAUAAGCAAAAAGAUUCAUCGAUAUCAUGCACGUCUUGUCAAUGGCCCUCUCUGUUUCGUCACAAAUCUCAAGAGGUGUUCCAUGUCCUUAAAUUCGAUUUCGCUACACACGGCUUAUUCUUUUCAAGUUGUAAUUGUAGUAUAACAGUAAUCAGGUCAUUAGGUCACGCCAACAAUUGGACCGUUGUUGUUCCUGACGUAACUUGCUGUUCUCAUCGGCGAGUUUUUAUUUUACCCAUUUUAUUUUAGUUAAUUUCUUGACAGACGUCAGUCAUAUUUCAUGCCCGGAUUACACUCGCUACAAAACGAAAAUGAUUCCUCAGGAACAUAAAAUCGGGAUAAGAACUAUCGUAUGUGUUAAUCCUGGUAAUAUACCACCUGUGUACCAAAUUUCGUUCCAAUCGGUCGUCCAGUGGUCAGUUCAUACAAAGAAACAUUAAUGUUUGUAAUUAAGUUUAGUGGGUUUGGCGGUCAAAGUUAAACAUCGAUGUUAUUGUAGCAGUUAAGAUAAGUCAAACCAAUCCAUGAAGUUCGUUAAAUGUCUCAUUAUCACUAUUUGUAUGGUUAGUAGGUACUAAAUAUAUCGUGUACAAAAACAUGUCAAUAAGAAAGCGAUAAGACAUCGUUACAAAUUGCUUGUACGUCCGUUAUCAAAUUACAGAUGUGUCGAGGGUCAAUUUAAACGUUAACUAUGCUGUAGGCAAACUUACAAACCGGUCAUUUAAGAAAAGUUCCAAUUUGGAAUCAAGUGACGUUUGUAAUAGUCAACACGUAUCGAAUUGGUUUUCGUUAUUGAACUGUUUCUUUUUUCCCUCGUUUUUAUAUACUGACGUUUCUUUGUCGUUCCGGUAAGAUUUUUGCUACUGAAUUUUAAGACAGGCUGAAAUUUUCAGGGUAGCUUCAAACCCUAUGACAAUCCAAUUACAAAUUUAAAACGGCUAGACUGAUUCUGAUAAAAUUUGAAUGGAGUGACAUUUAAUAACCUUUGUUUAGCAAUAACCUUUGGAUAGCGCAUUUACUAAGGAAGGCUAUAUAAUAUAAACCAGUAGACUUUAGAUUUGACCAUUAGAUUAAGAGGAGGAGAAUAGUAAUUGAACAUGUUACAAGAACGGGAAUAAGUUGUGUCCGCUCUGAAAGUAACUUAAAUCUUUUUUAGUAUUGUAGGGAGCUGGGGUCUGACAUAGGUUUAAACGACUGUAUUAUUGAAGUUAGAACAGUAACCAUUACUUUGAAUCUCUGUCUUAAUAACGGUGAACGUAAAUGGUCAUAAAAAUAAAAACAUUAAGACCCUUUUCAGGCACAGCUGAAAGGUGUAGAAGAUGGAAAUAAUUAUUUUACAAGUAAAAUCUAUUUUUAUAUUAUUUCAAAUGAUACAGUUACGGUAUACGGUACGAAAAUAAUAGUUAGGCAUUUUUUUCCUUUGACUAAAUUCGAAUUCAAACUGCAACGGUUACUGUAGUACACUUGCACCAUAACACAUUAUGUCAGUCUGUGUCCGUUGUCGCUAUGUGGCGGUCCAUUCUUUUAACGUUCCUUUUUGGAGCGACUCUCGUCACUGCUCUAAACUUAAAAUAUCUGGACCCUACAAAACUUCAAACAAAAACAUCGGCCCGAGUACAAAAGAAAGCUGCUUUGGAAAUCAUAGCGAAGUACAAUGAAGUGAAUGAUUAUAGUAGCUUGAAUGUAGACGUGCAAUUGGAAAUCGAUCCUAUGUGGUUCAAAGACAAUAAAGAUACCUUUAAAAUAGAAACCUACGAUAGAACACUGAACAUUAAAGCCAGUACCGGUCUAGCUGCAGUCUGGGGCUUUAAUUAUUACAUCAAGAAGUACUGGAAGAGUCAGAUUGAAUGGCAAUCGAAACGCAUACAAGUGCCGAUGGAUAUAGUCGAAGUUAAUGAAACUGUUGUCGCUAACGAUAGAUUUCGCUACUACCAAAACGUGUGCACCGCUUCCUAUAGCUUCGUAUGGUGGAACCUUGACGACUGGAUGAAGCAUGUUGAGUGGAUGGCUCUGAACGGCAUUAACCUUUCACUAGCCCCCGUAGCUCAAGAGGCAGCUUGGCAACGUAUCUACCUCCAGCUAGGCAUGACACAGGAUCAAAUCGAUCGGCAUUUCACGGGCCCAGCAUUUUUAUCCUGGCUUCGAAUGGGCAAUGUUCAUGGUUGGGGCGGUCCCUUACCUAACUCUUGGCAUGUUCGACAAACAGAGAUACAGGAGAAUGUCACGAGAACUAUGCUUAAUUUGGGUAUUGUGCCAGUUCUACCCGCUUUUAAUGGUCACGUACCAGUCUCGUUUGCGAAACUGUUCCCUAACUCCACUUUCCAUAGAGUAGAACAGUGGAAUAAGUUCGGCAGCGAGUAUUGUUGCGGUCUUUUCUUGGACCCUUCAGAUCCACUGUUUUCUAGAAUCGGUAACAUGUUUCUAAAGGAAGUUACGAAAGGAUCCACACAACUUGCUCACAUAUACACAGCUGACCCCUUUAAUGAAGUAAAACUAUCUGAAUUUUCAACUGCUAUGGUUCAGGAGACAGCAACAAAAAUAUUCUCAACACUAUCGGACUUCGACAAAGAUGCAGUAUGGCUGUUGCAAAAUUGGAUGUUUGUGUCUGCUCCCAUACUGUGGCCAGUGAAGAGGGUACAAGCAUUUAUUAAUUCAGUACCUAAUGGCAGGAUGCUUAUACUUGACUUGCAGUCAGAGCAGUGGCCUCAAUACGAUCUUUACGAAAUGUAUUUCGGACAACCGUUCAUUUGGUGCAUGCUGCAUAAUUUUGGUGGUACAUUGGGAAUGUUUGGUAAUAUGGUAACUGUAAACAGAGACGUUUACGAGGUAAGGUCUCGAAUGAACAGCACAAUGAUCGGGGUGGGGCUCACACCAGAGGGCAUCAACCAAAACUAUGUGGUUUAUGAUCUGAUGCUGGAGUCAGCCUGGCGCAAGUCUCCUGUGCAGGACCUCGAAGCUUGGGUAGCUGACUAUGCCGAACGACGAUACGGAUGCAAAGACGCGGGAGAAGCUUGGAAGUACCUGCUCAAAAGUGUUUACAGCUUUAACGGAAUAAACAGAGUGCGCGGCAAGUACGUAGUCACACGUCGACCAAGUUUUAGAAUAAAACCAUGGGCUUGGUACAAAAGCUAUGAUUUAUUUAUGGCAUUCCAAAAGUUGCUGUUUGCUACCAAUUGUUAUAGCGAUGGAUAUGUUAUAGAUUUGAUAGACGUGACACGCCAAGCUUUGCAGUACAGAGCAGAACAACUCUACAUAAACGUUGUAAAUGACAGAUACACGAAUGCAUUUGUUUUCGAGUCGUCCGUCAAUCGGUUUCUAGGCGCUCUUUAUGAUAUGAGCAGUAUAUUGUCAUAUAGCGAUCAAUUUUCACUCCGUAUUUGGGAAGAGAAAGCCAUGGAAUUGGGCAACAAUACGAACGAAGCUGACUUAUACGCUUUUAAUGCUCGGAAUCAAAUCACGUUGUGGGGACCGAACGGCGAGAUUUCAGAUUACGCCUGUAAGCAAUGGUCGGAGGUAUUUGAUCAAUAUUACUAUCAGAGGUGGUCCAUGUUUCUGUCAGCGGCGGUCAAGGCUAAGCAAGCAGGCGAAGUGUUUGAUGAGCAGGCAACAAGACGAGUCGUGACAGCUAAUGUGGAAGUACCAUUUGCAAGGAUGACUUUUAAAAAUCCUUAUUCCUCCUAUUCUAGCCCCUUAGAAACGGCCAAAGAACUCUAUAAGAAAUGGGUGACCGCACCCGACGUUGAAGACUUACCUAUAAUCAUAAUUAAGUCUGAAUUUAAAGGAAGAACGACGGUACGUUUCGAUGAUGAGACUGAUGAACCGGCUUCAGCGCCAAGUGUUGUCAUGUAUACGAACAGUACUGAAAGUGAUGAACUAUCUUAUCCCUCCGUUGUCAUGUACCCGACUACGCCAGUCAAUUAGUGUCUUUAUUCCAGUAAGAGUUAAGUAUAAAAUCGAAGAUUUUUGUAGUGGGCCUAUCUGCAGUGACUGCUAUACCGCAGGUUACGUUAGUUUGUGGGAUGAGCACGAUCAUUUGUUCUGUGUCUGGGUGUAAUUUAUCUUUAUUAAGUAUGUAU